CGUCAGGGUUUUCUUUGCACACUUUAUUACAGAAAUAUGCUUUGGAUUUGACGUACCUCGCUCGGCUUCCCCGGAAUAACUGAAUACAAGUCUAAAAUCGACUUGAGGUUUGUCUGUCUUCGAUGUUAACAUGAGUUCCAGUUGUUGCUUGGUCAAGAAGGGGAGAGCAAACUUCAUCUUUCCACAUGUUCAUUUUUGAUAUCCUGAAAGAAAAAAUAUGGUGUAUUUUUAUUUUCAAGGCUUGAAUAUGUCUCUUCCUUCGACCGUCUUAGUUAUCUUCCUGGGUGGCCUCAAACGCUUCCCGGAGCCAGAUUUGACCCGGACAGCCGACUGCAUAUCUCCUGCUCCGGAAACGAGGAUCGUGGAAUGAAGAGCUCCACAUUGACACUUACUGUCAAUGCAAUAGCCGGGGACUGGCGGUUUGAUUCUAGAUAUUUAGAGUUAUGCUGGUUUGGAUUUAAUUGAUACUACAUCAUACUCAAAGUAGAACAACAAUGAUUAUCCAAAACGACAUCGAAAGGGGCUCAAAAAUGCCCAGCUAUAUUUUACUAUCAAGUAUUCUUGCUUUUGUUGUUUAUGUAUUAUACUUUCACGAUAAGCGGUACAAACAGUUACCUCCUGGACCCAGAGGCUUGCCAAUUAUUGGUAAUCUGCUUUCGCUCAGAGACGCAGAUAAGAUACCAGAGAUUACUACGGAAUGGAUGCGUCAGUACGGAGAAAUUGUGUACACAAAGAUGGGUGGAACACAUUUUGUGUGGCUUAAUUCGCCCAGAGCCGUCAAGGAGCUGUUGGACAAACGCGGAUCUAUAUAUUCCUCUAGGCCGCACAUGCCCAUGGCCUUUGAUGCCGUAUCGAAUCAAAAGAGACAGUUUUUCAUGCCAUACAGCGAGCAAUGGCGAGCGGUGCGUAAGGUAAGCCAUGCGGCGUUGAAUCACAAGACUUCCCAGUCCUAUGUUCCAGUUCAGGACUUCGAAUCGAAACAACUUCUCUGGGAGUUACUUCAUGCAAAAGAUGAUUGGGAAUUCUAUGAUUUGAAUAGACGGUAUGCGAACAGCGUCAUCAUGCUUAUCACCUACGGGCAUCGCACAGCGACAUGGGACGAUCCUGUGUUUAAAAAGAUCUUCCGUGUCCUAGAGCAUUUCACUUUGAUGGCUGAACCUGGUGCAUGGCUAGUUGAUGGAUUUCCCAGUCUAGCCCGACUGCCCUCUGUGCUCGUUCAAAAUUGGUGGAAGAUUGGGCGUGAGUGGCAUGCACACGACUCGGCUGUGUUCCUAGAGCUUUACCGCGACUUGGUCGCAAAGAUUGAGUCUGGAACUGCACCAGACUGUUUUGUCAAGGACUUCUACCUUGCUGACCCAGAGAAAAAUGGAAUUGACGAAGAAGGUGCAGCCUAUGCUGCUGGAUCCAUGGUUGAAGCGGGAAGCGAGUCAACAUCAACGGCAAUUAAUACCUGGCUUCUUGCCUGCUUACUGUGGCCAGAUGUUGUCAAAGCAGGCCAAGAUGAACUUGACCGUGUAGUUGGCCCAGGUCGCCUACCUGAGUUCUCCGAUGAAGCUAAUUUACCAUAUAUUAGCGCUAUGGCAAAGGAAACAUUGCGCUGGCGGCCUAUAACAAAGCUUGGUACUCCACACGCAACUACGGAAGAUGAUUGGUAUGACGGCUAUUUCAUACCGAAAGGAUCGGUUGUGGUUCUAAAUUGGUGGGCAAUACAUUAUGAUGAUCGACGAUGGAAAAACCCUCAUAUCUAUGAUCCUUCCCGCUACGUCGACGACAAACGAACGACAGCAGAAGCAAUGACUGCUGCAGACCCUGAAGCGCGAGAUCACUUUACAUAUGGCGCUGGUCGAAGAUCGUGUGCAGGCGUGCAUAUCGCCCAAAACUCUCUUUUCAUAAUCAUGGCACGUGUUCUAUGGGCUUUCAAUAUUAAGAAAGCGGUUGACGGCGAGGGAAUCACCAUAGAACCAUCUACAAAAACAUUGCCUGGUUUUCUCGCUAUCCCAGAGAGAUUCCCUUGCCACUUUGAGCCUAGAAGCUUGGAAAGGGCGAAUUUAAUUGAGAAGACCUGGCACGAAGCGGAGGCAACGGGGUUACAAUGGACAAGACUGAAAAAGACCAUGUGAUUUCUCUGAAUAAUCUCCUCCAUCAGAUCAGCCCGUUUAUUUGCAGCAUGAGGAUGUAGUCAAUCUUUCGGAGUUUUAGAUUACAAUUGAUUUGCUAAUUCUAGCAUAUAUUUUUG
This is a messenger RNA of Verruconis gallopava, 2236 nucleotides long. RefSeq lists its product as uncharacterized. The record is from RefSeq and is a predicted model, not a curated record. Bases 495 to 2120 code for a protein of 541 amino acids. Gene Ontology annotation, molecular function: monooxygenase activity; oxidoreductase activity, acting on paired donors, with incorporation or reduction of molecular oxygen; heme binding. The transcript has 5 exons. NCBI's taxonomy places the organism in Eukaryota, Fungi, Ascomycota, Dothideomycetes, Venturiales, Sympoventuriaceae.